AUGACAGGCUCACCGACAGACACUGCCCUGUCGGCCUCGGACGAGAAGGCCAAAAACCAUGAUCUGGUCGUCGCAGCUGACCACGAGGGAAGACACGUCGUGGUCGACGCCGAGGCGGCGCACGAGUACAUCAUUGACCCGGCCGCGGAGUCGCGGCUCGUGCGCAAGCUCGACCUGCGCGUCCUGCCCAUGGUCUUCCUCAUGUACUUCUUCACCUUCCUGGACCGGACAAACCUGGGCAAUGCCAAAGGCGCGGGCCUCGAGGCGGACCUGGGCCUGGGCACGUACGGCUUCAACAUUGGCGCCUGCCUGUACUACAUCGUGUACUUUUUCGCCGACAUCCCCGCUGCGCUGAGCGUCAAGAAGUUUGGCUUCAUCAUGCUGCCGCUCAGCUGCAUCCUGUUUGGCAUCGUGACGCUGGGCACGGCGUUCAUUCACAACGCGCCGGGCUUCUACGUCGUCCGCGUGCUGCUCGGCCUCACCGAGUCAUUCCAGUUCCCCGGACUGAGCUACGUGAUUUCGCGGUACUAUCGCCGGUCCGAGGUGACGACGCGCGUCUCCUUCUUCAUGCUCGCCGCCGCGGGGCUGGCCGGAGGCUUUGGUGGCCUGCUUGCCUCUGCGCUGCUCGCGCUGGGGAGCAUUGGCAGUGUGACUGGCUGGCGCAACAUUUUCCUUGUCGAGGGUACUGACAAUGACCCCCGCAGAAUCAUCACGAUUGGAGUCGGCAUCAUAUCGCUAUACCUCUUCCCAGCAGACCCGUCCAGAACACGCAUCUUCAGUGAAGAGGAGCGUGCACUCGCGAUGGCGCGCAUGUUCCACGACCAGCCUGCGAUUGUCGAACACAAGGAACGCAUCACCUGGCCGCUCAUCAAGCGCGGGUUCUUCAAUGUCAACGUCAUGGUGGGCGCGUGGAUCUACAUCUGCGACCAGAUCACGGUGCAGGGGCUGUCCAUCUUCACAGUGACGAUCCUCAAGCUCAACUACCCGGGGCGGUCGACGGUCGAGAUCCAGCUGCUGAGCGUGCCGCCGCCCAUCUUUGGGGCGCUGUUUGGGCUGGCCGUGGCGUACGUGACGAUGAAGACGCAGAAGCACGGCAUCGCAAUUGCGUGCUGCGCGGCGGUCAACGUGAUUGGCUACUCGAUCUGGAUCGCGUCGACGAACGCGCAGGCGCGGUAUGCGGCCAUCUUCCUCAACACGGCCGGCGGGUUCAGCUGGGGCACGCUGAUUCUGAGCUGGACGCUAGCCAACGCGGCACCCGACACGGUGCGGAACGUGGCCAACGGCGCGGUGUCGGGGCUUGCCAACAUUGGCAGCAUCGCGGCGACGUGGUCGUACGUGUCGACGGACGCAGGCUCGGGGUACAGGAUUGGCAACAGCCUGAAUGUGGCGACAGGGGCGUCGGUGAUUGUGGCGGCGCUGGCGCUGGUGAUGUAUCAGAAACUGGAGAACCGGAAGCGGGAGGGCGGCGGGCGCGACUACAGGCUGCAGGGCCCUGCACACAAAAUCGCCAAGCUGGGCCACCUGCACCCCGAGUACCGGUACAUUCACUAG
This is a messenger RNA of Microdochium trichocladiopsis, 1551 nucleotides long. Its product is annotated as major facilitator superfamily transporter. Lineage: Eukaryota; Fungi; Ascomycota; Sordariomycetes; Xylariales; Microdochiaceae. Gene Ontology annotation, molecular function: transmembrane transporter activity. Bases 1 to 1551 code for a protein of 516 amino acids. Gene Ontology annotation, cellular component: membrane. The transcript has 2 exons. The record is from RefSeq and is a predicted model, not a curated record. Gene Ontology annotation, biological process: transmembrane transport.